AAGGCAUUGAGAGCUGAUUGAGAGCAAACGCUGUGAGCUCCCCAGCACAGUUGUCACUCCUCCCUGGUCCACCCACUGUAACCCGCAGCUUCCUCCCUCGCUAUGCACUCCCGUCUCGCCCUCCGCUCGCUCCUCUGUCCACGGCUGCUGGUCGUCCCGCCCUCGGCACCUCGCCUCCUGCCCUCCAUCCGCGCUCCCCUCAAGGCCAUCUCACCCCCGCGGCGCUUGAACUCCACCGUUGCCGCCGAAGCUAGCGCCGAAGCACCGGAAUGCUAUCUCGAGCGCUUGCAGGGUGCUGACAAAGGCAUCGUGCUCUUGAACUUCAACAGGCCAGCGGCGAAGAAUGCGUUAGGGAAGACGUUCAUGAAGCAGUUCCGCGACGCCCUGCAGGAACUGCGAUUUGAUGAGGGCGUCAGGUGCAUUAUCGUCAAGAGUCUGGUUCCGGGGGUGUUCUGCGCCGGCGCGGACCUGAAGGAGCGAGUGAAGAUGUCACCUGUGGAAGUCGCGGCGUUUGUGCACGGACUCCGGACGGCUUUCGCGGACCUUGAGUCCCUGCCUGUCCCUACCAUCGCGGCCGUCGACGGUGCCGCUCUCGGCGGCGGUCUCGAAGUCGCCCUAUCCACAGACAUCCGCGUCGCAGGAAUGAACGCCAAACUCGGCCUCCCCGAAACCAAACUGGCCAUCAUCCCCGGGGCCGGCGGCACCCAACGCCUUCCGCGCCUCAUCGGCAUACCGCGCGCCAAGGAACUGAUCUUCACCGCCCGCGUCAUGCAUGCCAGGGAGGCGGCAGAGAUUGGGCUUGUGAACCAUGCGGUCGAGGGCGUCGCGGCUGAUAAGGCGUUGGAGAUUGCGAGGAGUAUUAUUAAGAAGGGACCGAUUGCUAUCCGAGCCGCAAAGCUCGCCAUUGAGCGCGGAUCUCAACUCGAUAUGGCCUCGGGCCUCGCCUUCGAACAAACAUGCUACGCUCAAGUCAUCCCGACCGAAGAUCGGUUGGAAGGUCUACGCGCGUUCAAGGAGAAGCGGGAGCCGGUGUACAAAGGCCGUUGAAGUCCGCCAUAGCCACGAUGCCCACCCACACCCACAUUAGAAACCAAAAUGUAUGUAUGAGACAGUCUAAACCCCACAUGCCACAAUCGGCUGGAUCUAUAUAGCGCAUCCUUUUACGGAGAGAUACAUAGACCUGUAGCAUACUCAAAACCAAUACAUAUAAUUGAACCAGAA
Fimicolochytrium jonesii is the source of this 1221-nucleotide messenger RNA. RefSeq names its product ClpP/crotonase-like domain-containing protein. The coding region runs from base 103 to 1047 and encodes 314 amino acids. The record is from RefSeq and is a predicted model, not a curated record. NCBI's taxonomy places the organism in Eukaryota, Fungi, Chytridiomycota, Chytridiomycetes, Spizellomycetales, Powellomycetaceae. Gene Ontology annotation, cellular component: mitochondrion. Gene Ontology annotation, biological process: fatty acid beta-oxidation. The transcript is spliced from 9 exons. Gene Ontology annotation, molecular function: enoyl-CoA hydratase activity.